CUUUCAUUGAUGUGCAAGCACGCAGAUCUGCUAACAACUGAACUUUCUAAAGAAACAUUCCACCUAACUCAAACAUACACAAACCCCCUUUCAGCUUUCCAUAUAUUUCCCUCCCUCCAUCAUCACCCCACAAUCAAGCACUCACUUCAAGGACCACCCUUCCAUUCUCACCACACCCUCCUCACUCCACUCACCAAAAGAUGGUGACCAUGACCAUGAAGCAUCAUCCACGUCCACUACUCUUCUCUCUCUCACUUCUUCUACUACUCUCCUCCCAUUCCACCACCACUUUAGCCCAAUCACCUGCAUCGGCCCCAGCCGCCUCGGCCACCGCCAGUGCGGUGGCCACCCCGGCGCCGACACCUUCCUCAGCCCCCACAGACAUCAUCAGAAUCCUCAAAAAGGCUGGUGGUUUCACAACCCUAAUCCGCCUCCUUCAAACCACACAAGUCUCCAACCAAAUCAACUCCCAACUCCUCACUUCAAACGGUGGCCUAACCCUAUUUGCACCAAACGACAACGCCUUUUCAAGCCUCAAACCAGGUUUCCUCAACUCCCUCAAUGACCAACAAAAGAAUGAGCUCAUCCAGUUCCACUUGCUACCCCAAUACGUUUCCACGUCAAACUUUGACACUCUAAGCAACCCUGUAAGAACACAAGCUGGUGAAAACCCUGAUAGGUUGGCACUUAACAUAACAAGCUCAGGAGGAAACCAAGUGAACAUGACAACGGGAAUAGUUAACGUUACAUUGGGUGGCACUGUGUACACUGAUCACCAACUUGCGGUGUAUCAAGUGGACAAGGUGCUUCUUCCACGUGACUUCUUUGUUGCUAAGCCUCCUGCUCCAGCUCCUGCGCCAGAAAAGUCUAAAGGGUCGAAGAAGAAAUCUGCAGACAGCACUGCAACUGAAGCAGAUGAUGCUGAAUCUGCUGCUAUCAGUGUGAAACAACGGCAUGUUAUGUGGGUUGUUGUUACAGUUUUGGUUGCAGCGUUUUCGUGGUGACGAUGAAAGCAUUGUUUGAAGGUACCAUAUGGGGUGGAUGGAAUCAUGGAAAGGUGAAUGGUGAUCAACAUUUUGCAGAUUCAGUGAUUUUAAAUAAUUGGCUUUUUUUUUGUUGUUUUAUUUUCCUUUCUGAUGAAUCGAGUUUAAGGUUGUCGUGAAAAUUAUGUAUAUUCGAUUUAUGAAGGCUUUCUUUGUUCUACUAGUUGUUCUCUUCCCCCCAUAAGAAAAAAUUCAUAUCUUGUGUAUUACUUAUGAGAAAUUUGUGUAUAAGCUUGCAUACAAAGAUCUUUUAAUAGAAAAAUGAUACAAAAGUUUUGCUUA
Cajanus cajan (pigeon pea) is the source of this 1325-nucleotide messenger RNA. NCBI's taxonomy places the organism in Eukaryota, Viridiplantae, Streptophyta, Magnoliopsida, Fabales, Fabaceae. The record is from RefSeq and is a predicted model, not a curated record.